UUUGAAUGCUUCCCGGACAAGACAGUCUACAAGAGAGGCGGAGGUCUAAUCAAGAGGAUGGUAGUUCAAGUGACAGAGGAAGUCAGAGCCAGGAUCACCAUGAGAGCGAAGAUGAAGAUACCGCGCGCAGCGAAGCACCGCUGCAAGAUGACCAUGUAAACGAUGAAAUUUUUGUUCCGCAGUCUGAAUUUUUUGGAGAUGAAAUAAACCCUCCGCAUUUGGGGGAAAGUUCUGAGGCGUCGCGUAGCAAUUCAAUCUUUGUGCAAGGAGUAAGUGGGCGCAAUAAUGUAAUGUUGAUCUCGAGCGGCAAUCGUAUAGAAGACAAUCAACAACACGGAGCUGAUCGAAUGAGUCCAGUUCCGAUUGACCUGAUUGACAUCGACCUGGAUCCAGCGACAUCCGCUCAUGACUCGGAAAAUCAGGGUGAUCAUGAUGCAGACGGAGACCAGCUUCCUGCGUCUCCCAAUUUAAGAAAUUCAAUGAGCAGCUACGACAGAAAUAGAUCACAUGAGUUGUACAGGCGAGGAGCCUCUCACCAACACGAGCACUUUGAGGUCCAGUUGGGAGAUGCUAUGAAUGUCGUGUAUUCUCAAUCGUCUAUGUCUAGAAACUUCUCAGUCACUGAGACAACCGAACAUCUGAGAACAGUUUCUGUUUCGAAUGCUUCAGCUCUUAAUAAUGAUCAGAGUGAAGAAAGACAAGACGCACCUUCUGGUUCCAAUGCUCCAGUGACAUCAUCUAACGAAGCCAGAGACUCCCAGCAUCAAUAUCACGGGUACAGCGAAGACAGAUACACUACAUCGACAUCUCCCGACGCCGACCAGCAGCGAGGUGAAAUAUUUGAAUCCAUUCGACAGAACACACCUCCAGCCGAAAGAUCAGCCGAGUUUGGAGACGCCGAGUUAACAACAAGUGAUCACGAGGAGUUUGACGUACAGUCUAAUAAUGUGAAUGACAUCAGUUCAAUUCAAAAUAGUUUUGAGAGACCGGCGUCAGUUGUUAUUUCAAGGUCAAAUGGAGAUUCGGCGGUGUUUGCUUGUAGUAGUAGCGGAUCUGAGACUGCUGCGAAUGGAGAACGACAUGGAAAUAGGAGUUCUGUCGUAGAGGGUCCAACUGAACCUAAUGUGAGUGAGCAUGGAGCACUGGGGGUCAGUCUGCAGCAGCAGCAGAGAGUAGAUUUGCUCUCCACUUGGGAAGGCACAUCCAAUGCAGAGUGGGAUCUGCAGAACUUCUCCCGAACAUUCUACAUGCAAGCCGAAAAAGACGACAAAUUGCUACAUCGGGAUCGUCCUUUCAACUACUGUAAGAGCUCCAGACGAGCUCGUAGACACCAACCAGGAAUGUCAAAUGGGUCCGAUCCGAACCAUGCCGGUCUAAACGGACAUCUCCAAGACUUCGAAAUAUCAGUCUCGGCUGCCGAAGAAUCCGAGUCACAGGCUAGCAGCUCAACUCAAACUGAUCACGAAGUUGAUGACUCGUGUGUGUUGUACGACUUGGCAUUAGUUGAGUUUAAUUUACAGAACCAGAUGAACUGUUCGGCUUGCGGACCAACUGCAGUUACUCAUGUACUGAAAAUUAUGGGCUAUAAUGUGCAAUAUUACUAUGCUGCUCGUAGAAUAAAUUGUCGCCAACGCGAUAACCUUGCUCCUCUGCCGGAGUAUUUGAUAUCCCGGAGUGUCGCCGGUUCAAAUCACGAAGAUUUGAUACGAGGUAUCGAGAAUAUUACACGCGGCGAUGUUUCGGGUAGAUUCUUCUCCUUUUAUCCGGAGCGAGAUGUCUGUCUGCGGCACUGGCUUCUCUAUUGGAUGCGAAAAGGUUGUGUGCCCGUGUUAACACUUAAUUACCAAAAACGUCACCCAGAAGCAAGUGACAAAAAUCCCAUUAGCGACAGCUGGCACUACCAGACAGUAGUUGGAGUUGAGGGGUCCAAGGUGCACCUGUCAAAUCCAGAAGAAACUGUCCACGUUGCUAAUCUGGGAUACUAUCUCUGCAGUGAUUCUAAGCUCUUAGUAAGGUGGCAGGACGCAUGGUCACGGUAUGACGAGGAUUCAAAUCUCAAGGUACUGGCACAACAUCCGAAUCAGGAUCCGAGGUGGACUGACUACAAUGUAUUAGGUCAGGUUUGCUCGCUGCUGAGAAUGAAAAAACGAAUAGACUCCUUCGCCAAAAUGACUUCGCAUUCCUCUAACCAACAAUCGCCAAACCAGAAUAACAGCGACAUAAACCGUUACAAUAAUAAUCCUAUGCCGGCUAAUCAUCUUUCGACCAAUGGUACCGUGAUGGCCAAUCAGAGACGACGUCACGUAAGGUCAGCUGGGGACGACGAUGACAACGAGGAAGAUGAUCAGAGGGUGUUUCAAGCUAACGGGUUUGAUGACUCACCACUGGCUAGACAGAAUAGUCAAGGAAUGGGAAAUGGAUUUGGUGGCGGAGGUGAUAGUGUAAGCUCAAGUGGAGGAGGAGCAAGCUCUGAACAGAUGGAAGUGCUCAGAUGGCAAUCUUCUUUGUUGAGCUCACACAUAACAAUUCCGGCUAUUGUUAAAGCCGGGAUCAUCAUGUUCUGCAGAAAAACUACAGGGUCAGUGUUUCAACAGUUAACGGAAUGUGAGGAGCUGAAAGUCUCAGAUAAUCCUAGCUGAUAACUUAGCUACUACGUUGCAAGUACGCAAGUGAUAGUUAUUGUUCAAUUGUGACUCUAUUUUUUAUUCGAAAUUGUUGAUUAUAUAGUUUAACUUCGCAAAUUUAUUUUUCUAUAGAA
This is a messenger RNA of Symsagittifera roscoffensis, 2758 nucleotides long. RefSeq lists its product as uncharacterized. Bases 6 to 2639 code for a protein of 877 amino acids. The record is from RefSeq and is a predicted model, not a curated record. NCBI's taxonomy places the organism in Eukaryota, Metazoa, Xenacoelomorpha, Acoela, Convolutidae. The transcript has 10 exons.